Molecule: messenger RNA, 6174 nt
Organism: Lolium perenne
Lineage: Eukaryota; Viridiplantae; Streptophyta; Magnoliopsida; Poales; Poaceae
Product: guanine nucleotide exchange factor SPIKE 1
Biological process (GO): small GTPase-mediated signal transduction; positive regulation of GTPase activity
Molecular function (GO): guanyl-nucleotide exchange factor activity
Source: RefSeq, a predicted model, not a curated record
CAUCCCUCCCGAUUCCCACUGAUUCCACUCCCCACCUGCUGCUUCGCUUGGCUUCCUCUCCACUCCACUCCACUCCACUUCACCGAACCCGAGCCCGAGCAGGAGAUGGCGAGCGCGAGCAAUGCGCAAUGAGCGAAGGAAAGAUUUUGCUUCCAAUUUUGUUCAGUGAGCCUUAGCGGAGCCCACCGCCGCCGGGCGCCCCGAGAUCCCGCCCCGUGCUCCGGGGCGCCGCAAUCGCCGCUCCCCUUCUUCCCCGCCCCCCUGGCCGCUGCUGUCUUGGUGUGCCCGGCGCGCCGUCUAGAUCCAGCCCGCCCCUGGGCGUGUGGCGGCGACUGGUAGAAUGGACGAUUCCGCGACCGCGUCGGGGGAAGGGCAGCGGUUCAGGCGGGUUCCGAGGCAGUACCGCGGCGGGCGGAACCUGGAGCUGGAUCCACUGCUCAAUGAAAAUUUGGAACAGUGGCCACACCUAAAUGACCUGGUACAGUGUUAUAAGGCUGAUUUCGUGAAAGACGACGGCAAGUAUGGACGCUACGAGAGCGUCACGCCUCCAUCCUUUCAGAAUCAAAUCUUCGAGGGACCUGACACCGACAUGGAAACAGAAUUACAGCUUUGCAACGCUAGGCAACCCAAACCCGAGGAAAGCAUUGAAGAUGAUAUGCCGAGCACCUCGUCAGGGAGGCAAACAUACCGGGGUGAACCGUUUGCUUCGUCUUCUAAAAAACAUUGUACUAUCUCACCUUUACCAGCAUAUGAACCUGCAUUUGAUUGGGACAACGAGAGAUCUUUGAUAUUCGGCCAACGUGUGCCAGAAAUUCUCCCUGUAACACAUAGCAGUGGAUUGAAGAUAACGGUCAAGGUAUUAUCUUUGUCAUUCCAAGCUGGAUUAGUCGAACCUUUUAGUGGUACAAUCUGCUUGUACAACAGAGAUAGGAGAGAAAAGCUAUCGGAAGACUUCUACUUUCACAUACUUCCAAAAGAAAUGCAAGAUGGCCAUAUUUCUUUGGACCGUCGAGGUAUUUUCUCAUUGGACGCCCCUUCACCAUCUAUCUGCCUCCUGAUCCAGCUAGAAAAGUCUGCUACUGAAGAAGGGGGAGUAACUCCUUCUGUUUAUUCCCGUAAAGAACCCGUACACUUGACUGAGAAAGAGAAGCAGAAGCUGCAAGUUUGGUCUCGAAUCAUGCCAUAUAGAGAGCCAUUUGUGUGGGCAAUGAUUCCUCUGUUUGAAAACAACCAUGCUGCUGGUGCUGGUGAUGCUGCCUCUCCUAGCAGCCCUUUAGCACCAAGUAUGUCAGCCGCAAGUUCUCAAGAUAGCAUUGUGGAGCCUGUUUCCAAGCUCACUUUAGACGGAAAACUUAACCAUUAUUCAAGUGGAAGCUCAGUUAUCGUCGAGAUAUCGAACUUAAACAAAGUGAAGGAAAGCUACAUUGAGGACUCCCUCCAAGACCCGAAACGGAAAGUACACAAACCCGUGAAAGGUCUGCUGAAGUUAGAGGUGGAAAAACUUCAUAAUGAUCGUAAUGACGUUGAUAACAUGUCUGAAGGUGGGAUCAUGACCAAUGAAUUACAUGAUGCUGGUGAGCUCAGCAAUGGCAGACACAGCAGGAAUAACGUUGAUGGAAUCCACAGUUCUCAUUGUUCUGGUGGCACUGUAAAGAAAGAAACACACCAGAAUGGUCAAAGUUCCAGUGCAGAGAAUGGCAACAAUUUUCAAGCUUUUGACUUCCGGGUGAUGGCCCGGAGUGAACCAUUUUCACAACUUUUCCAUUGCCUCUAUGUGUACCCAUUGACUGUUAGCUUGAGCCGCAAAAGAAAUCUAUUUGUAAGAGUAGAAUUGAGAAAGGAUGAUUCUGACAUACGUAAACCUCCAAUAGAGGCUGUUCAUCCAAGGGACCAGGAUACAACAAUGCAGAAGUGUGCCCAUACCCAAAUUUCUGUAGGCACGAGAAUGUCAUGCUACCAUGAUGAAGUUAAGAUCAGUCUGCCUGCUCUAUUGACACCCCAACACCAUCUUCUGUUCACAUUUUUCCAUGUAGAUCUCCAAAUGAAACUUGAAGCCCCUAAACCAGUGGUUGUCGGAUACGCUGCACUUCCACUAUCGACACACAUUCAGUUACUUUCAGACGUAUCUUUGCCAAUUUUACGAGAGCUUGUUCCACAUUACCUGCAGGAAAGUGGAAAGGAGAGAAUGGACUGCCUGGAGGAAGGAAAAACUGUUUUCAGGCUGCGGUUAAGACUUUGCUCUUCUCUGUUUCCAGUUAAUGAAAGGAUACGAGACUUUUUCGUUGAGUAUGACCGUCACACACUGCAUACAAGUCCACCUUGGGGUUCUGAGCUUCUCGAGGCCAUAAAUAGUCUAAAGAAUGUUGAAUCUACUGCAUUGUUACAAUUUCUUCAACCAAUACUCAAUAUGCUGUUGCAUCUUAUCGGCGAUGGUGGUGAAACCCUUCAGGUUGCUGCAUUUCGAGCUAUGGUUAAUAUUCUAACCCGGGUGCAACAAGAAUCUUCUGAUGGAGCUGAGAGAAAUAGGUUUCUUGUUAAUUAUGUUGAUUUUGCUUUCGAUGACUUCGGUGACCGGCAGACACCUGUAUACCCUGGUUUAUCUACUGUUUGGGGUAGCCUAGCUCGCAGUAAGGCUAAAGGUUAUAGAGUUGGACCUGUCUAUGAUGAUGUGUUGGCAAUGGCUUGGUUUUUUCUGGAGCUUAUUGUAAAAUCAAUGGGAUUGGAGCAAAGUCGUCUCUUCUACCACAAUCUUCCACUAGGUGAAGAUGUCCCACCGCUACAGUUGAAAGAAGGAGUCUUCAGAUGUAUCAUGCAGCUAUUUGAUUGCCUUCUAACUGAGGUUCAUGAACGCUGUAAAAAAGGUUUAAACUUGGCGAAGCGUUUGAACAGCACUCUUGCUUUCUUCUGUUACGAUCUUUUAUCAUUCAUUGAGCCACGCCAAGUUUUUGAGCUGGUAUCAUUAUAUAUGGACAAGUUCUCAGGGGUUUGCCAGUCAGUCCUUCAUGAUUGCAAAUUGACAUUCCUGCAAAUAAUAUGUGAUCAUGAUCUUUUUGUUGAGAUGCCUGGUCGAGAUCCUUCUGAUAGGAAUUAUCUCUCGUCCGUUCUUAUUCAAGAGAUCUUUCUCACCCUUGACCAUGAUGAUUUGUCACAGCGAGCGAAAGCGGCUCGCAUUUUGGUUGUCCUAAUAUGCAAGCAUGAAUUUGACGCAAGAUAUCAAAAAAAUGAAGACAGACUUUACAUUGCUCAGCUGUAUUUUCCUCUUAUAGGACAGAUCCUGGAUGAAAUGCCUGUGUUCUAUAACCUAAAUGCCAUUGAAAAGCGUGAAGUGCUAGUGGUCAUUUUGCAAAUCAUAAGAAACUUAGACGACGCAACUCUUAUAAAAGCAUGGCAGCAGAGCAUUGCUAGAACUAGAUUGUUCUUCAAGCUGCUUGAAGAAUGUAUUACCCAUUUUGAGCAUAACAGAAUGGGAAACAGCUUGCUCCUAGGCUCUAGUUCUCGUAGCCCUGAUGCUGAGCGCCCUGCUUCCCCCAAGUAUUCUGAUCGGUUAUCCCCAUCAGUCAACGCCUAUUUGUCGGAGGCUUCACGCCAUGAAAUAAGGCCUCAGGGGACACCGGAAAAUGGAUACAUGUGGAACAGGAUUAGUCCUCAACUAAGUUCCCCAAAUCAACCCUAUUCAUUGAGGGAAGCACUUGCCCAAGCACAAUCUUCAAGAAUCGGAUCAACGGCCAGGGCAUUGAGAGAGUCUCUACAUCCGAUGCUGAGACAAAAGUUGGAACUCUGGGAAGAAAACCUUAGCACUGCUGUGAGCCUUGAAGUCUUGGGAACAGUUGACAAGUUUUCGGUUGCUGCGGCUUCCCGUAGCAUCUCGACUGACUACGCAAAGCUAGAUUGCAUAACAUCUAUCUUGAUGGGUCUUUUAUCUAGGAGCCAGCCCUUAACCUUUUGGAAAGCUUUUCUUCCUGUGGUCUAUAAUAUAUUCAGUCUACAUGGUGCAACACUAAUGGCAAGGGAGAAUGACCGCUUCUUGAAGCAGAUUGCUUUUCAUCUUUUGCGGCUCGCCGUAUUCCGAAACGAUUCUGUUAGAAAAAGGGCUGUUGUUGGUUUGCAGAUCCUUGUCAGGAACUCGUUCAACUAUUUCAAGAGCACCACGAGGCUGAGGGUCAUGCUGACUAUUACUUUGUCGGAGUUGCUGUCCGACGUGCAAGUAACUCAGAUGAAAUCUGAUGGAUCUCUUGAAGAAAGUGGCGAAGCUCGGCGUCUUAGGAAAUCGUUGGAGGAAAUGGCUGACGUAAGGAGUAAGGAUCAGUUGAACGAUUGUGGCCUCCCUGUUACUGCACUAGAAGUGGCUGCUGAAGGUUCCACGGACAAUAAUUGGUCUUGGGUAGAGGUUAAACAUCUAUCCAAGUGUCUAGUCCAGGCCCUUGAUGCCGGCCUUGAACAUGCCCUUUUGGGUUCCGCAAUGACUGUGGACAGGUGUGCAGCUGCUGAGGGUUUCUAUAAGCUAGCAUUGGCCUAUGCGCCUGUUCCGGAUCUCCACAUUAUGUGGUUACUGCACCUAUGUGAUGCACACCAGGAGAUGCAAUCAUGGGCUGAAGCCGCGCAGUGUGCAGUUGCUGUGGCUGGUGUGAUCAUGCAGGCACUUGUUGGAAGGAAUGAUGCUGUGUGGAGCAAGGAUCAUGUUGCUUCCCUCUGUAGGAUUUGCCCUAUUGUGGGCACUGAUAUCGGUGCAGAAGUAGCCGCAGCGGAAGUCGAGGGAUAUGGUGCGUCCAAGCUCACCGUAGAUUCAGCCGUCAAGUAUCUUCAACUCGCGAACAAGCUCUUUGCACAAGCUGAGCUAUACCACUUUUGCGCUAGCAUCCAGGAGCUCAUUAUUCCAGUUUACAAAAGCAGAAGGUCGUAUGGGCAGCUGGCUAAAUGCCACACGUCGCUCACGAGCAUCUACGAGUCGAUUCUUGAACAGGAGGCGAGCCCUAUCCCAUUCAGCGAUGCCACGUACUACAGAGUUGGAUUCUAUGGGGAACUGUUUGGCAAGCUCAACAAAAAGGAGUAUGUGUUCAGGGAGCCACGGGAUGUCCGUCUGGGUGACAUCAUGGAGAAGCUUAGCCAUACCUACGAGGCUAAGAUGGACGGCGGUCACACCUUACACAUCAUUCCUGACUCGAGGCAAGUCAAUGCUGAGGAGCUGCAACCCGGCGUAUGCUAUCUGCAAAUAACUGCUGUCGAUCCUGCGAUGGAGGACGAGGACCUGGAGAGCAGGAGGGAAAGGAUCUUCUCCUUGUCUACCGGUACUGUCCGUGCGCGUGUGUUUGACCGUUUCCUCUUUGACACGCCGUUCACGAAGAACGGGAAGACACAAGGCGGCCUGGAGGAUCAGUGGAAGAGGCGCACGGUGCUCCAGACGGAGGGUUCCUUUCCUGCUCUGGUGAACCGUCUAAUAGUGAUAAAGUCUGAGUCCCUAGAGUUUUCGCCUGUCGAGAAUGCGAUCGGAAUGAUCGAGACAAGGACGGGCGCGUUGAGAAACGAGCUGGAGGAACCACGUAGCUCUGAAGGUGAUCAACUGCCAAGGCUUCAGAGCCUGCAGAGGAUACUCCAAGGAAGUGUAGCUGUUCAGGUAAACAGUGGUGUAUUGAGCGUGUGCACCGCGUUCCUAUCUGGUGAGCCCGCGACCAGGCUCCGGUCGCAAGAGCUGCAGCAACUCAUAGCUGCGCUGCUGGAGUUCAUGGCUGUCUGCAAGCGCGCGAUCCGCGUACAUUUUAGAUUGAUAGGGGAGGAAGACCAGGAGUUCCAUACUCAACUCGUCAACGGGUUCCAGUCCCUCACUGCGGAGCUCUCUCAUUACAUCCCUGCCAUACUUUCGGAGUUAUGACCGUGGCAGUUAAUUAGGUAGCAUGUGAAUGGUUGGAGCAAAUGUCAAUAUUUCGAGUAGCUCUGUUGUAUAGUUUGAAAGUAACCAGUCUGCAAUUCUACAAUUUUGGGGUGUAAAGUGUGUGUGAUGUAUCUGCCUGUAACCACUGUUGUUUGUUUGCAGUUUGCUGACAAAUUAGCUAGCGACUGUUGGAGCCGGCAUAUUUUUUUAUUGUUAUUAUUCAGGUUUGAUGGUGCAAAUUGGCCACUGUAAAAAAUGUGUUUCUUCAAAAAUUUACAAUAAAAAUAUGAGCUGGUUAAUUUUUUUUU